AUGGCGGGCGGGUUCCCCGCCUUCGGCUGGGAGGCGAACUCCGGGCUGCUGGUGCCCAGCCGGGGACGCAGGCAGGACUGGAGGCUGACCAGCAGCGGCGUGGGGCUGGAUUACGCCUCCCCGUUACCCUUCCCGCCCCCCUUUGCGCGAUCUACGAUCCACGAGCCGCUGCCGCCAGCCUCAGAGAAAGUUUGGCGAGAUGAGGUCCUUCCACGGCUGGCGACCACGACGCAACUCGCCCACGGCCCGAAGACCCACGGGGGACCUUUGGCGCAGCUCCGCCACCCUGUCGCAGCCAAGCACUGGACUGUUCUCUACAAUAAAGAUUUGAGAGAUAAGCUGAAGCAGAGGCCCUGGAGGUUCCCACUGACCAUGGCGAACCAGAAGAGCGAGAUGAGGGAUCAGUACCCUGGCUGGCCCAAUCUGCCACAUUAUCCCACCUUUCACACUGGACCGCAACCGUUUGGAUUGGCAGCUCAUCACGCUGAGGGGGCAUCCAAGUCUAUCGUUCCCAGCACCAGGAAUGAAGAGCUGGCAGGAAGACCCUUCUACGUCCGUGACAAAGCUGUUCUGCGUCUCAAUGACCCCUAUAUGUCCAUCACCACCCAAGAUUUCCGACCCUUCACACAGAAGCAACUACAACGUUAUUCCCAAAAGGAUGAUUUAAAACAGAACGGCCAGGGCCAAGAUACUCAUCCCCUAAUCCGGGUGCCUGGGCCUAUGCGGGAUGUCAGCCAGUUCCACCUUCACACAAGGGUACCCCGCCUGGCCCCCAACACAACUGCUGUGCCACACCGAGGCUUAUACAGCCUGACACAGGAGUCUUACCAACUUCCCAAUGACCCCCAGCGCACCUGGGACCGCUUCUGCCCAGUGGAGCAGCCACCCAUCAUCUCCUACAAGGCGCCUGGGGUAGAGGUCAUGUGUCUACCAGGCAUGUAUGAGACUGAGUAUAAGUGUUAUGGAAGUGGCAAACCCAUGCCAGUGUGAGAGCCAGGCACAGAAAUCACACAAGAGUUUCAGCCCCCUCUCUUCUUCCAUACAGACAGACACACACACUCCUUGUAGUGUUCAUUUUAAUGAAAUUAUUCCCUGUGUGUACAUGGUAUUUAGUGUCAUUGGGGGAGGGGAGAGCACAUUUUGGACUAUUUCAACUUACAAACAAGCUGGGCUGUGUGUGUGGAGGGGGGUUAAUUUGCGCUUUUGGCUUCUGGAAGAGGCGACCUGAGAAAACACAAAAGAAUGGUAUGAGCAAACUGAAGUGAACUUAUAUGGGGGAAAUGAAAUACAUGAACACCAGCAUUCCAGUGAUUUGAACCAGCUUUCCACAGGAGCAGUGCAAGAAAUGAACUGGCCCUCAAUUUUGACGAGCUGUCAUUUGGGGCUUUUAAUUAGCCUCCAUGUCUGGAAGCUCCUUGGAAGCAGCCGGUCUGACCACAACCUAGGGCAUCUUAUUGGAUGAAAUUGAUGAUCCGAAUCCUUUCCAUUGGGCUUCAGCUUUGGUACAGAAAAAGCAACAGCUGACUAUCUGUGCUGGUAGAACCCUGUUCUUAUAGACCUUCCCAACACAACUGCUGUGCCACACCGAGGCUUUUGAUACCAUCAGUUAUGUUUUUUUUUAAGGAUGCCUAGCUGGGAUUGGAUUGGAAAGCACCAGGCCGUGGUUCUGAUCUUUUCUGAAGGGUAGAGGCCAGCAGGUGGUGCUAGAAAAUGACUGGUCUUGUCUGGAGACUGGGGGAUCCUGCAAAGUUUCAUUCUGUCUCCUAACAUCCGUGUGAAACUGUAUAUAGGUAUCAAGUUUAUGGAGAUGCCAACCAGCUCUUCCUGAUGGAAUCCUACAGAGGAUCCGCUUAACGCGCCUGGAAUCCAUAUUGGGAUGGAUAAGGGCAAGCAAACGAAAGCUUCAUCCUGCCAAAAGGCGGGUCGUGUUGACCAGGCAAUUUGAACAAUUCUGUCACCCUGGGAAUUAUUACAGUGUCAGUCCAAUUUCCAUGGCUUCCAGUUCAUUCCUGAGCCCAAUUUGACAUGCAAGUUUGAUCUUUAAAUCCAUGAAAGGCUUGAGGGGGGUGAAUCUCCAACAUUAAAUUAUCGGCACUCUGGUUGCCUGGAGAGGCUACGGCUUGUAUUCUGCCACUGCCAGAAGCCCUUUGUGAGAAGGGGCCUUCUCAGUGGUGUAAUCAAGACUUGAACUCGCAGCCUAGGAUACAUCUGAUCCCCUCCCGGUUAGCUUUUCAAACGUUAUAAAUACCAUCCUUUUAUUGGGAAAACAUUUGAGCUGGAGGGAAAGAUAUUUUUAGUGCUUCAAAGAGUUCAUUAGUUUUUAACUUUUUAUUUUAAAUUUUAUAUAUCAGAGGGUACAUAAAAUAGUUUUAAAGCGUUCUGCUUUUUAUAGGGGAGCAUCUGUUUUUUAUUUUCUGUGCUAUUUCCUGUUCCAUUUGGCUUUUAUACUCUUGUGUUUUUAAAACAAUUCUACUAUUGUUUUAAAUUUUUUGUUGAUAGCUUCCCAGAGAGUACCACUGAAAGAAGAGAUAUACCCUUUAAAAAUGAAUAGCAGAGCCUAUACUACCGCUUGCCAGAUAUAAACAGAGAAACCCUCUAGUAUGUAUUAUUUAACCAUAUUCUGAACCCAGCCCCUUCCUGAAGUCACUAAAGAUAGCUUAACAGGCUGUUUCCCCAUUUUACCCACACUAAAAAACCCUGGAUGUAAGUAAGGCUGAAGGCCUGUGAUUUCCUGGCUGAGUAUACAUUUGAACUCAAACCUUCUUGGUCAGCAUUUUAGCCAUUACUCCGACUGGCCCCAGCUCUUUACAGCAAGCAGCAGCCAUGCCCUUUUGCUACAGGCCCAGGACUGUUCCAGGAACAGCAGGCUCAGCAGCUAGGGUGGGAGGGAAGGCACAAGGGCAGGGAGAGAUUUCUCACCUAGGUGAAAAAUCCUUCCCUGCCUUUACAGCAUCCUGCUAGGCACAGCCAAGAGCCACGGCCUUGGAUAAGAGAUGGAAGCCACCUACAGCCUGCAGGAAAAUCUGUUUGUCUCAUCUCCUGGGAGUGGGGGCAGAGAGGAAAGCCAUGUAUGCUACCCUUAUCUGGGAGGGGUGGCAAAAUAUAUAUAAAAGUGUGCAGUUAAAUGCUGUACAUGGCUAGCAGAGAACUAAGUUCAAUUCUUCCUUCAGCCAUAAAACUCUCAGGUUGACUCUGGGGCAGGUGCUCCUGUCACGUCUAACCUAUGUUGUAGAGUAGCUGAGAAGAAUCAGGAAAAACACACACCACCCUGAAUUCCUUGUAGAAAAGAGGGAAUGCAGCUGCAUUGAGAAAAAAAUAAAAGAUUCCAUUAUUAAA
Messenger RNA from Eublepharis macularius, 3336 nucleotides. RefSeq lists its product as uncharacterized. Lineage: Eukaryota; Metazoa; Chordata; Lepidosauria; Squamata; Eublepharidae. The record is from RefSeq and is a predicted model, not a curated record. The transcript has 5 exons. Bases 1 to 990 code for a protein of 329 amino acids.